Molecule: messenger RNA, 1590 nt
Organism: Oryza sativa Japonica Group (Japanese rice)
Lineage: Eukaryota; Viridiplantae; Streptophyta; Magnoliopsida; Poales; Poaceae
Product: chitinase CLP-like
Biological process (GO): proteolysis
Molecular function (GO): aspartic-type endopeptidase activity
Source: RefSeq, a predicted model, not a curated record
UGUUUAUAAUUUAGAAAACACCAGGUCUGGAUCCCCAGCGAUAGCAGAGAAAUGUCACACGCAUUCUGCUGUGCUGCACAGGUGCUGCGACGUACUGAGUAUAUAAACCAUCACACUUGGACACACCAAUUCACAGUGCGUGCUAGCUAGUUUGCCCAGGCUAAUAACCAGCAAUGUCGCUCCACCUCCUCCUCGCCGUCUCGCUCUGCGUCGCCUUGGCCUCGUCGUUGCCAUGGGCAGCAGCUAGUGCCAAUGGCAAUGGCAAUGGCAAGCCGCUUGUCGCGGCCAUCACCAAGGACGCGGCGACCUCGCUCUACACCGUCCCCAUCAAGGACGGCCGCCCGCUCGUCCUCGACCUCGCCGGCGCGCUCGUCUGGAUGUCGUGCGCCGCCGCGCACCCGACGCUGGAGUGCCACCACCACUUCUGCAUGCACGCGCACAGCUACCACCCGCCGGGAUGCCCCCACAAUGGCUAUGGCCGCGCCGACGUCGAGGACCCGUUCCGGUGCAAGUGCACCGCCCACCCGUACAACCCCUUCUCCGGCGAGUCGGCGACGGCCGACCUGACGCGGACGAGGCUGUCGGCGAACGCCACCGACGGCAAGAACCCGCUCUACCCGGUGUCGUUCGCCGCCGUCACCUCCUGCGCGCCGGAUUCCCUCCUCGCGAAGCUCCCCGCCGGCGCCGUCGGCGUCGCCGGGCUCGCGCGCACCAGGCUCGCGCUGCAGGCGCAGGUGGCGCGGUCGCAGAAGGUCGCCAACAAGUUCGCGCUCUGCCUCCCCAGCGGCGGCGGCGGCGACGGCGUGGCGAUCUUCGGCGGCGGCCCGCUCUUCCUCCUCCCGCCGGGGCGUCCCGACGUGGCGGCGACGCUCGCCGGCGAAACUCCCCUCCACCGCAACAAGGAUCUCCCCGGAUACUUCAUCUCGGCGACCAAGAUCGCCGUGAACCAGGAGCAGGUGCAGCUCUACACCCAAGAGCCGCUCGUCGUCGAGCUGUGCACGAGGAUCCCGUACACGGCGCUCCGGCCGGACGUGUACCGAGCGGUGGUCGACGCGUUCGCCAGGGCCACCGCCGGCCGGAAGCGCGUCACGCCGCCGCCGCCGCCGGCGGCGCCGUUCGAGCUGUGCUACGACUCGCGCGAUCUGGGGUCGACGCGGCUGGGCUACGCCGUGCCGCAGAUCGACCUGGUGCUGGAGGGCGGCAAGAACUGGACGGUGUUCGGCGGCAACUCGAUGGCGCAGGUGAGCGACAACACGGCGUGCCUCGCGGUGGUGAAGGUGAAGGGGGAGAAGGGCAGCCCGCCGCCGCCGGCGGCGAUCAUCGGAGGGUUCCAGAUGGAGAACAACCUGGUGGUGUUCGACGAGGAGAAGCAGCGGCUCGGAUUCAGCGGCCUGCUCUGGGGGAGGCAGACCACCUGCAGCAACUUCAACUUCACUCUCGCCGCCUAGAUCGAGUCGAUUCCUCGAGCUCAUAGCUUGCAUUUGCAUCGGAGAUGUGCAUGCAUUUUUUUUUGGCAUUAUUAUUAUUAUGAGUUGUGAUUUGUAACAAGUACAUUUCGAUGAAUAAUGGAGAAUACCACAGAUUUGUUAC